Beta vulgaris subsp. vulgaris (sugar beet) is the source of this 762-nucleotide messenger RNA. Its product is annotated as agamous-like MADS-box protein AGL61. Gene Ontology annotation, biological process: regulation of transcription by RNA polymerase II. The transcript is spliced from 2 exons. NCBI's taxonomy places the organism in Eukaryota, Viridiplantae, Streptophyta, Magnoliopsida, Caryophyllales, Amaranthaceae. The coding region runs from base 1 to 762 and encodes 253 amino acids. Gene Ontology annotation, molecular function: DNA-binding transcription factor activity, RNA polymerase II-specific; protein dimerization activity; RNA polymerase II cis-regulatory region sequence-specific DNA binding. The record is from RefSeq and is a predicted model, not a curated record.
AUGGCUGGAAUUGAACAAGUGAAAGGAAAGCCACAAGGCAGAAGAAAAAUCCCAAUUGAGAAAAUUGUUGACAAAGCCAAGAAACAAGUCACAUUUUCUAAGCGAAGGAAAGGGAUUUUUAACAAAGCUAGUGAAUUAUGCAGCUUAUGCAAUGCUAAAAUCGCGGUUAUUACAUUUUCUGGAGCUGGCAAGAUCUUCUCUUUUGGCCACCCAAGUAUUGAUGAAAUUGUUAAUAGAUACCUUCAUGGAUCGACGACGUCGUUGGAAGACUCAUUAGACAAUGUUAAUGGGCAUUUAAGCAAAGAGAUGUUGAAUGUAACAACAUGUAAUCAUGAUUUGUUUUGGUGGGAGAAGCCUGUUGAAGGUUUAGGGUUGGAAGAACUUGAGCAAUAUAUGGUUUUAUUAAAAGAGUUGAGAAAUCAUGUGGCCUCUAAAGUUGUUAAUAGUAAGAAAGAUGGUAGUGUAGCUUUAUCUCUUACUCCACAAUUUGGUUUAGAUCUCAACAAAGAAUACAAUCCAUUGAGCAAUGAUCAUAUACCAAGUGAUGCUAAGGAUAUGGUGAUUUUUUUAUCAGUUGCUAGAUCGAUUAUUCUUCGCAGUGAUCAAAGUAGUGUUGAUGAUACUAGUAAUAACAACAAGUAUAAGUUCAAGUUGAAGGAAGGAGGAGUUGUAAUAGAUGAUGAUAAGUUUGUAGGAAAUGUCACAGAUUUGGAUGAUAAAAGACGUGUUCCAACGGGCUCCAAUCCACUACAUAACAGGUAG